Molecule: messenger RNA, 2269 nt
Organism: Drosophila santomea
Lineage: Eukaryota; Metazoa; Arthropoda; Insecta; Diptera; Drosophilidae
Gene: sad
Product: cytochrome P450 315a1, mitochondrial
Exons: 6
Coding region: 364-2163 (599 amino acids)
Biological process (GO): glucocorticoid biosynthetic process; cellular response to peptide hormone stimulus; C21-steroid hormone biosynthetic process
Cellular component (GO): mitochondrial inner membrane
Molecular function (GO): monooxygenase activity; iron ion binding; heme binding
Source: RefSeq, a predicted model, not a curated record
ACCAGCAGUUUGACACAGAAUUGACCAAAACAAUGGAAGAAAAGUUGGCAAUUACCUCAACUUUCUCGCUCUCCUUGCCCUUCCAGCCUUCCACACUUCCACAAAAUUUGCAUGGCCAGCAGAGUUUUAGUGUCCACUCAGCGCUCGGUGUCUGGCCAAUGCCGAUCGCAUUUGAUUUGCGCAUAUAUAUCAAUCCGCAGCACUAUUGAUAUAUGUUCCAUAAGUCCGCUAUGUCCGCAGUGUCCGCAGUGUCCGCUGUGUCCGCUGUGUCCGCAGUGUCCGCUAUGUCCGCUGUGUCCGAUUCGAUGCCCACCGGCAUCGCUGUCACACUGAUCGUGGGCAGGCAGCGCAGGUAGCCAGCCGAUGCGAUCCGCUCCGCUUCGCUCUGUUCUGCUCCGAUGCGAUCCGAUCCGAUCGGCGAUUUGGUCGCCGGCUCUCGAUUCUCGAUGGGUUAAAAGGCCCGCUCCGGCCGGCGGGUCGAGUCAGUCUGCCCCUGGCCUGGCCCUUUGUCGGGACGCGUUUUCCACAGCGUUUCACAGCCGAGAGCGAGUGCAGGUGCAGGUGGUUACCCCCCGCUGCCACCGUGACGUACAUACACCGAUGACCGAGAAGAGGGAGCGGCCGGGCCCGCUGCGCUGGCUGAGACACCUGCUCGACCAGCUCCUGGUGCGCAUCCUUAGCCUGAGCAUGUUCCGCGCGAGAAGCGCGCCACCGCCUGCGCAACGUUUGCCCGCAUCCGCAUCGGAACUACCGCCUGCCGCCAAAUACGUGCCGAUACCGCGGGUGAAGGGACUGCCGCUGGUCGGGACACUUGUGGAUCUCAUUGCCGCCGGAGGAGCCACGCACCUUCACAAGUACAUCGAUGCGCGGCACAAGCAGUAUGGACCCAUUUUCAGGGAGCGUUUGGGCGGAACCCAGGAUGCAGUGUUCGUGUCGUCAGCGAAUCUGAUGCGCGCCGUCUUCCAGCACGAGGGUCAGUAUCCGCAGCAUCCGCUGCCGGAUGCCUGGACGCUGUAUAACCAGCAACAUGCCUGCCAACGGGGACUGUUCUUCAUGGAGGGCGCCGAGUGGCUGCACAAUCGACGCAUACUUAAUCGAUUGCUGCUCAACGGAAAUUUGAAUUGGAUGGACGUGCAUAUUGAGAGCUGUACCAGACGAAUGGUGGAUCAGUGGCGAAGACGCACGGCGGAGGCGGCGGCGAUUCCGCUAGCGGAGAGUGGUGAAAUCCGAAGCUACGAACUGCCCCUGUUGGAACAACAGCUCUACCGCUGGUCUAUAGAAGUACUGUGCUGCAUCAUGUUCGGCACCAGCGUGCUCACCUGCCCCAAGAUCCAGGCGUCGCUGGACUACUUUACUCAGAUUGUGCACAAGGUGUUUGAGCAUAGCUCGCGACUGAUGACCUUCCCGCCUCGCUUGGCUCAGAUGCUGCGCCUGCCAAUCUGGCGAGACUUCGAGGCCAAUGUGGAUGAGGUGCUGCGCGACGGAGCUGCCAUAAUCGAUCACUGCAUCCAAGUGCAGGAGGACAAAAGGAGCCCGCACGAGGAGGCCCUCUACCAUCGCCUGCAGGCGGCGGAUGUGCCAGGCGAUAUGAUCAAGCGGAUAUUUGUAGACUUGGUCAUUGCUGCCGGUGACACGACCGCGUUUAGCAGUCAGUGGGCAUUAUUUGCCCUUUCACAGGAGCCCCAGCUCCAGAAACGGCUGGCCAAAGAGCGAGCCACCAAUGAUUCUCGGCUGAUGCACGGCCUGAUCAAGGAGUCACUGCGUCUGUACCCCGUAGCUCCCUUCAUUGGCCGAUUUCUGCCGCAGGACGCGCAACUUGGUGGUCACUUUAUCGAAAAGGAUACCAUGGUGCUGCUCUCCCUGUACACGGCAGGUCGCGAUCCAUCACACUUCGAGCAGCCGGAACGUGUGCUCCCGGAGCGCUGGUGCAUUGCAGAGACGGAGCAGGUGCACAAGUCACACGGUAGUCUGCCAUUUGCCAUCGGCCAGCGGUCUUGCAUUGGUCGCCGUGUGGCACUCAAGCAGCUGCACUCCCUGCUGGGCCGAUGUGCCUCCCAGUUCGAGAUGAGAUGCCUCAACGAGAAGCCCGUUGACAGCGUGCUGCGCAUGGUCACCGUGCCCGAUCAGACUUUGCGAUUAGCCCUUCGGCCGCGAACCGAGUGAUACAGUCAUACACGCAUAAACAUAAUCAUAGAACUAACAGUAAUCGUAAUUGUAAUCGUAGUUUCUUUAGUUUUAUACAAAUAUAUAAAUGUCACAUAUUUCGUAA